CUUGUCUAUAAUCUCUAUUUUCUAUUCUCAUUCAUUGUUUUUUUUUCAUGGUGUGGUUAUCAUCAACUUGAAAGAGGACUAGCGCUAGAUGAAAUCUUCAGAAGAUAGGACUAGGGCAAGAGCGACGUUUUGGAGAUCUCGAACUUGUCUAAGAAAUUCAAAUUGUUCAUUUCGUGAGGCACUCAUCAAAGCAGAAAAAUAGCUACAACAAUGUCCGGCAACGCAUCCGGUGACUCGUCCAGUAGGGCGGGCCUUCCGCCAGGUACCACGGUAUCUUCAGGCGAUAGCGCCUCUUCGGGACUCCUCGGGGGCCAUCCUUCACUCUGGGGUGGUGCUAAUUUUCUGGCGCCAAUGCCAGGAGGUGUCCCAGGUGUGCAGGGACCCCCUUUCAAUCCUGGUUUCAACAUGAUGAUGCCGCCCGACCUCAACAUGCUGCAACAAGCAGCACCCCCUCAAUUCCAGCCAUCAGCUCCAGGGGCAUCUUCCAGUAGUAGUGCUAUCCCUCCUCCAGCUCCAGGAUCAUACCCCCAUCUUCCCUUUCUUGAUACUGCACAACUUCUGCAACAGAUACAACAAGGAGCUUCAGUAUCCUCCAGUUCUAGCUCUGCCAAAGCCAAUCCAACAGCGGUACAGCAACAGCAGCAAUUGCUUGCACAAUUACAGCAGCAAAUGCAAGCGCUACAACUUCAACAAUUGCAGUUCGCACAACAACAAGGACUACUUGGUGGUCAGCCGGGAGGACCAUUGCUCGGACAGCCGCAACCAGCAGGAGGGUUACCUGCAACAAGUGGCCUCGUACAACCUACCACUACUACCACUCCUCCAGCAAUGAACAAGAACACAGGAGCGUCAUCCUCUUCCUCAGCUGCACCAGUAACGACACUCGUUGUGCCACCAAAAUCUAAGGUGAAUGAUGCUACCAGCACAAUACCAGGGAUGGACAAUGUCGCAUUCACAGGAGACCUCUGUUAUCGCGUAGUUAUGCCAGAUGGCUUUGAGAUGGCAGCAAAUGCUCAGCAGGCAGAAGCCAUGCGCGCUCGUGGCUUCACAGUGAUAGCUCCAGUCCCAAAAAAGAUCCCAAAGAAACGCGGAAGGCCUUUUAAAAAUCCACCCAAAGUUGUAGAAGAAGACGUAGGUGAAGAUGUUGCACAACAAGAAAUGGAGGUUGCACAACAAGAAAUGGAGGUUGCACAACCAGAAAUGGUUGCACAACAAGAAAUGAUGGCUCUUCCUGUUGUCAUGGGUGGAACAGCGAGUGAGACAGGUAAAAAAAUUAUUAUUAUACAUAGAUACAUAGAGUUAAACUUUCUACUGAAGGCAGCCUUUUUUGGACAUCCUUUUAGCCUUCUUGAUGACCUCCUUUCACACCCUGACAUAACUUUCAGGUUUUUCGAGUGAUCCAUACCGCCGCAAGACAUUUGAUGUGACGAGGACCAUAGAAGGGAACUCGAUCCAGAUAAACUUCGUGAAGGAAGGGAAGAGAAGAGGUGGGAGAAAGCCAAAGGAUGCUGGGCCGACUUGUCUUCGACUUAUUAUGGCUGGUGACUUUUUUUCUGAAUAGAAGAAAUUGGAAUGCUAAAAAACAGUGAUUAAGUAUAUUUCCAUAUACAUAGGCUGUAAUUGAGUAGACCUUGUUAUUUCAAAAUUCACUAGGAGAAGAACAAGUUACAAUUGUGCUAACUAUGUUCAUCUGAAAAACAGUAAACGCAGUACUACUACUACUACAGUGUAUAAUUCCAAUAAAGCCAAACAAGUAGAAAAAAUCCAGUGAAGAUCAUUCUCUCCCCCAAGCUCCACAAUCCUCCUUUUAUACUGUCUCAUCUAAAAUACAAAAGAUAAGAAGCAAAGAAGACGGGGAUGAUGAAGGGGAUGGUACGAAGAUGAAUUCCUCGAGCGCUUCAUCAAGGGUUCUUGCAGUGAAGCCCUUUUCACGUGACAACUUUCCUGUCAAACGGGUUAACUUAUGAUGAGACGGGUUAACUUACUCCGCUUCGGCUUCCCACAAUCUAGAUUAAUCCAACUCCAUAUCUACUCUUUCAAUUAGCAAGACCUGUGAUGAUGAGUAUGGUUGCUGCUAUCUUGGGUCCAUCACUAAGUACAUUACAACUCCAUCCUUCUCUUCAUGAUGCCAGAAGUUUGAUGGGAGGCCUAGUACUACCUCUUGUAGUACUCACACCUAGAAGUUACCACUACUCCUCUAAUUCAAAAAAACGACGUGAAUGCAAUCUUGGCCCCACCACGUGCAAUGGCAACGAAAGAAGACAGACAAGCCCCCGGAAGCCUGGUCCAGCUUCGCAGGCGUAUGAUUAUUGUCCUAUUGAUUUUGAUACGCAUUCAGGAUCCUCGUACUAGAAGUACUACUAAAACGUAAACGUACAGCUAAUGGUAAAAACGUCCAAUCUGAAUCCAUAUCAGCGUCGUUUAAAGGUAUUGCAACUUCUGCUCAAAUUUAUCUUUAGUUUCUCCAUUCAGAUCCAUUUACGCUAGUUCUUGAUUUCAUGAUCUACCGCCCUCCCUGCUCAUCCUGUCCGUCUCCUUCUAUGUUAGUUGAUUUCAUGAUCUACACCUUGGUUGGCACCACGGUCAACGACACUCGGCAACGGUGGAGACCGGCUGUGCAUAGGCAUUACCGGCAGAGGCUGAAGCACGAGCAAGUCGAAUACAGGAAGAUCCGAUAUAUGUACACAACCUUGAUUUUAUGACGAGAUUUGUCACGGCAUCAAAUAAGUUGUAACACAAGGUCCUCUUCAACUUCAAGACUUUUACACAAAGGGAGUUUUAGGAUUACAUUUUUCACGCACGAACUCCCCAUGAUCCUAGACGCAACCGCCGUAACAUUUUACACGCACGAACUCCCCAUGAUCCUAGACGCACCCUCCUCUCCUCGCUCUCGUCUUCAUAUUCCCGUCGUCCUGCAUGGAAACUUCGGCUGUGGAUCCGGAUGCAGUUGAAGAAACACGCCAAGAAGAUUCAACAAGAACUUGCUGAAAAUGCACUAAAGGACCGAGAAGGCAAAGGAAAAGAACAGGACGGAGAAGGCAAAGAAAAAGAAGAUGAUGAUGCUAAGGCUAAGAGACAGAAAGUGGAGAAAGAAGACGAUGCAGGAAGCGAUGAGAAGAACAAGAAGACGAAGAAAGGCAAGGACGCAAAAGAGAAAAAAGAAGAUGACGAGGAAGGCGAUGAGGAUGGCAUGGACCAGACGCCAUCUUUUGCAGUUAAGAAUCCACAAUUUUUAUCAGUUGCAUUUUAAUUUUAAUCUUGUUCCCCUUCGCCUUCCCUCCGCUCCUACUUAGAAAUAAAGUGACCAAUGUUGUUGUACUAAAUGUUGUAAAUGUCCAUGACUGUGGCAUCACCUGAUGUACUUGUACUACAAUUCCAAAAUACAUCAUCCUUUAGCUAAUUAUAGAUACCUCUAAAAUCCAAAGCCGGUGUCCAUCCAAGACCUCAUCAAUAGGCAGUAAGGUCUUCAGAUUCGGUGGGCAAAAAGAGGAGAGGCAACAACCCAUAGGGCGUCUACAAAAGCAGAGGAUGGAGGAGGCAAUGCGCAAAAAGAUGGGCUUGGUGAUGCCAGAUCAAGUCGUCAUAUCCAAAUUUUGUGUACUUGUUAUAUAUACUUUUUGUUCUUUGUUGAAGUUGAUUCUUCUAAUCUAGAUUGUACUUGAAGUUGACGAAGUGGAAAUCGUAGUUGAACUUGCAGUCGCUAUUCAGAUAAUAAGAGCUUCGUUUCGAGCAAUAAAGAAGACGGAGAAGUUGUACUCCUACCAAUACACGGUCAUCAAUCAUCCAUCAAGAACACAACUUCUAUCAGGAUUACACCGAUGAUGCGCAAGUUCUGGAGGCAAGACAAUUAUGGAAGAAACCUCCUUUGCGGAAAACGACGACUGCAAGCACUAGUUUCGAGAUCGCGGAUAGUCGUUGCUACGGAGAUAUCGACUACUGUCCUCCACGGUUGUUAAACAGUGGUCAGAAGAUCCAUCUCCCUAGAACUGAAGACUUGCAGGAAAUGGCCUACUGCAUGCAGACAAGGGAUCCGCUGUUUGGGAUGAAGUGGUUGUCGACGUACAAAAACGGCAAACCGGUGUUCGGCCGCGUCUGCCGCAUCUUGCAGGAACAAAAGACAGGUGCCAAAUUUUACCAAGUUCAUUGGCUGACGACGGAUACCUACGAAGUCCAUCUACAGUCCAGAAUCCUGAUGUUUUUGGGUCCCCAGGAUCGGAAGAACUUGCUGGGCAGGGUAAAAGUGCGGCAGCAAUGAUCGACGAACACUUUUGAUGGUUGUCUAGUAGUUUUGAGCGAUGUCAACAUGAUGCAUGGUUGAAUAUUGUCGUUGAUUCGCGCCAAAUUAUCAUACCACGGAGCACUUCCACUUGCGUUUCAGCAGACCAGAGAUGUAGAUCCCCUGCAACAGGUUUAGUCUUCUCGCACUUUUAUUCAUGGUGGAAACCACUAUUCACACUCCGCUACAUGAUUAGUAUGACUUUUCCACACGACGCACACUACGCAAAAAUGCACUGGCUUGAUCGACGAAGGUAGACGCUGUCCCUAUUCCGUGGAAUUGAAAACGAAGAAAGUGGUCAACCUCAUGAAAGAUGCAAUAGACGAUGCCAAAUAUAGCGAGUGUGCUCAAUAUCAGAUGAGCAUGAAGUUGCGAUCGGGA
Messenger RNA from Amoebophrya sp. A25, 4657 nucleotides. NCBI's taxonomy places the organism in Eukaryota, Dinophyceae, Syndiniales, Amoebophryaceae. The record is from the annotation of a GenBank genome assembly.